AUGGAGAACUCAAACAAAACCUUUUUCAAUGGAUUCUUUCUCCUCAGUCUUGCUGAUACCCCAUACCUAAAGCACCUAUGUCUUCUAACCUUCCUGAUAAUGUACAUACUCACACUGUCAGUAAAUUCUUUACUUAUCAUUGUGGUGAGGAACAAUUUUCAGCUUCACACCCCAAUGUAUUUCUUCUUAAGCAACCUUUCAAUCAUUGACAUUGGCAUAAGUUCUUCAGUAGUACCUAAACUUAUCACAAUUACAAUAACUCAAGAUAAAAGUAUUUCAUAUUAUGGUUGUGCUUUACAGAUGUUCUUCCAUUCUGCCCUGGUAGUGACUGAGAGUAUUCUUCUGGCUGUUAUGGCCUAUGAUAGAUACACGGCUAUCUGUAAGCCUCUGCACUACAAUACACUUAUGAACAUGGGAUUUUGCAUUUCCAUGGCUGCUGUUUGCUGGGCUGUGGGCUGUAUCAGUGCUGGCAUUCAUGUACCGUACACCUUCCAACUGCCUUUUUGCAGGUCCCGUCAUGUCAACCAUUUUUUCUGUGAGAUACCUGUUAUUCUACGUCUGUCUUGCCAAGAUACUUGGCUUCAUGAGGUGUCAAUGUACAUCUCGGCUUGUACUCUUGGCCUUAGUGCGUUUAUUUUGACUCUUCUUUCAUAUGCUUAUAUCAUCUCCACUAUCUUGAAUAUCCGUUCCACUGAGGGAAGACAUAAAGCUUUCUCUACAUGUGCCUCCCAUCUCACAGUGGUCUCUCUGUACUAUGGGCCUCUGAUGUUCAUGUAUUUCCGUCCUCACUCCAGAAACUCUCCCAGCAUAGAGAAGACCGUGGCUGUUAUUUACACGGUUGUGACUCCAAUGCUGAAUCCCCUCAUCUAUAGCAUAAGGAAUAAAGAUAUCAAAGUUUCCAUACAAGGAACACUGAAUAAACACUGA
Messenger RNA from Xenopus tropicalis (tropical clawed frog), 927 nucleotides. It is a transcript of the gene or5do8c, whose product is annotated as olfactory receptor family 5 subfamily DO member 8C. The record is from RefSeq and is a predicted model, not a curated record. Gene Ontology annotation, molecular function: olfactory receptor activity; G protein-coupled receptor activity. Gene Ontology annotation, cellular component: plasma membrane; membrane. The coding region runs from base 1 to 927 and encodes 308 amino acids. Gene Ontology annotation, biological process: detection of chemical stimulus involved in sensory perception of smell; G protein-coupled receptor signaling pathway; signal transduction. The transcript has a single exon. Lineage: Eukaryota; Metazoa; Chordata; Amphibia; Anura; Pipidae.